This is a messenger RNA of Aplysia californica (California sea hare), 2220 nucleotides long. RefSeq names its product histone deacetylase 6. NCBI's taxonomy places the organism in Eukaryota, Metazoa, Mollusca, Gastropoda, Aplysiida, Aplysiidae. Gene Ontology annotation, cellular component: histone deacetylase complex. Gene Ontology annotation, biological process: chromatin organization. Gene Ontology annotation, molecular function: histone deacetylase activity. The record is from RefSeq and is a predicted model, not a curated record.
GUAACUCUCUGUGGAUUUUCCUGUACUGCGUUGGUUGAUGUCAUUGCAGCAUAACAAUUUCAACUUUCCUUUUGGCCGAUCCAGACACUUUGUUGCUGAGUUGAACAUCAAGUCACGAUGUCUGACUACUCAAGCACCGGAAGCUCUGAUAGCUGGAGUUCUUCAGAGUCUGGAAGUGAUGAUGAAGAGACUAUACAGUUGCUCAGAAAAAUAUCUAAGAUGGAUGUGAACGAAAAUAAACCGAACAGGUUUCUCGGCACUGGCAUUGUCUAUCACCAAAUUAUGACGGAACAUAAGUGUGAUUGGGACACCAGCUACCCCGAGCACCCUGGGCGACUGACGGAAUCGUACGAUCGUUGCCGAGAACUUGGCCUUGUGGAUCGUUGUUUACAAAUCGAGCUUCAUUACGCAAUGGAGGACCAGAUCAUGGAGGUUCAUUCUCAAGACCUACUGACCACUGCCCAAUCAACUGCCAUGAUGAGUGUGGAGGAGCUGAAAGAGCUGGCUGAAAAACACGACUCCUGGUAUUCCAACAAUUCCACCUAUGAAGCAGCUCUGGCCGCUGCAGGCUCAGCCAUCAACCUUGUGGACCACGUGCUGGAUGAGAAAAUUGACAAUGGAUUUGCACUUGUUAGACCUCCAGGGCAUCAUGCGAUGCACUCUGAGUUCAAUGGCUACUGCACCUUCAACAAUGUUGCUAUUGCAGCAGAGAGAGCGCUGUCCCGAGGUGUCUCCAGGAUUCUCAUCGUAGACUGGGACGUACAUCAUGGCCAAGGUGUGCAGAGGCACUUUUACAAGGACUCCAGAGUGCUGUACUUUUCUAUUCAUCGCUACGAGUACGGGCGGUUCUGGCCCGAGUUGAGAGAAUCUGACUAUGAUUUCAUCGGUAAAGACAAUGGUCUUGGCUACAACAUCAACAUCCCUCUGAACAAGAAUGGCAUGACAAACAGUGACUACAUGGCUGUUCUACAUCAGGUGUUGCUGCCUGUCGCUUAUGAGUUUCAACCCCAGUUGAUACUGAUCAGUAAUGGCCUCGAUUCCGCCAUAGGGGAUGAGAAGGGAGAGAUGUUGCUCACCCCCAGCAUGUACGCCCACAUGGUCCAUCACCUGAUGGGUCUGGCCACUGGACGAGUUUGUGCUGUGCUUGAGGGUGGCUACUGUGUGAAGUCUCUGGCUGAGGGUUGUGCUCACACUCUACGUAGUCUCCUGCAAGAUCCUUGCCCCAUGCUGAAAGCACUGGAAGAGCCCUCUGACAGUGUCAUCAGCACCAUCCUUAACGUGGUCAAAGUUUUACGGCCGUACUGGAACUGUUUUGCCUACCACCAGUUGCUCCUGCCCAAUGAGUCGUGCCAGUUUCCUGAGGUCAGCUCUGUGCCGCCACUACCAGGAGUGGAGUUCAGUACCCCUGAGAAUCGCCCGGAGAAGUUUGAGAUUCUUCACAACUACCCUACUCAGAGUGCUGAGACCAUACAGCAUUACUCUGCCCUCAUAGACGACCUCAUAAAGGAAACAGAUCUCUCUGUGGCAGCCGACAGGUGUUGUUAUGUGUUUGACCCUGACAUGAGAGCCCACAAAAACCUUGACCUUGGAAGCCAUCCUGAGAGACCUGAUCGCAUAUCGAGAAUCUACGCAAAACUGGCAGAACAAGGGCUCCUCAAGAGAUGCUUGGAAGUUGAAUCCCGCCUUGCCAGGAAAGAAGAACUGCUGUUGAUUCAUUCAGAGUCCCACAUCACAGCCAUGCAGGAGACUCAGAGAAUGUCAGAGAAGGAGCUGAGUCGGCUGCCUCUAGAGCGUCUCUACAUUUCCAUUUACCUCCAUCAGAGAACAAUGCACUGUGCCUUGCUGUCCUGUGGGAGUCUGCUAAAUGUUGUGGAAGCGGUGAUGACCAAACAGGCACAGAGUGGAGUGGCAAUUAUCAGGCCGCCAGGACACCACGCGGAGUCGCACUGUGCCAUGGGAUUCUGUAUAUUCAACAAUGUGGGCAUUGCUGCCAAGUUUGCUCAGAAACACUUUAAUGUGAAGAGGGUUCUGAUUGUUGACUGGGAUGUUCACCAUGGCAAUGCAACCCAGCAUCAGUUUUAUGAUGACCCGAGUGUCCUGUACAUCUCUCUGCACCGUUACGACAAAGGAGGAUUUUUCCCUGGCAGUGAUGACGCUGAUGCGGAUCACACUGGCACUGGAGCUGGGCAAGGAUUCAAUGUGAACAUCCCCUGGAAUUUU